Messenger RNA from Phanerochaete carnosa HHB-10118-sp, 768 nucleotides. RefSeq lists its product as uncharacterized. NCBI's taxonomy places the organism in Eukaryota, Fungi, Basidiomycota, Agaricomycetes, Polyporales, Phanerochaetaceae. The record is from RefSeq and is a predicted model, not a curated record. The annotation marks the transcript as partial. The transcript has a single exon.
AUUGCUGUACUCACCGGAUGGUCCAAGAUACUUACAGAUUUGUUGGUUCCCUGUUUCCUGCAUACAUCUCAGUCUGGGUUGUCAAGUCUACACCUGCCGCCGGCGCCAAUGAGGCCUGGUCUGUCUGCCAAAUCAUUCUCGCUACCUCAGACGAGAUAACUUCGAAAUCGCACCGGUAUUUCCACUCUCGCGAUUGGUCAGCACUCGCUUCCCUUCUGCCCGCGUUUCCACAAUUACAACAGUUCCAAGUCCUCUGCGGGGAGGAGCAUUCAGAAGAGGACUUCCGCGCGCUCUCCGACAAGGUCGCGGAGGCCAUGAAUAACCACAUGCAUCCGCCUGUCACGCUUCAACAUGACCGUGACCUGCCAGGCGGGAGAUACUUGCAGCCUGCGCUGUUUGGUCUGACCGAGGCAGAUGUGGAGGCAGGGCGAGAGAAAGUGGUACGUACUGGAAAGCAGAAUUACUUGAUACCUAGCUGAGCAGUCUUUUUGCGCAGAGACGACGAGUCAAGGAGAGAGAAGAGAGAGAAGAAAUGUAUCGCUUACUCGCGGCACACGAUUCCGACUCCAAGAGCGAAACGGAUUGACCAAUGUUUGCUGAUCAUAUGUCCAGCGUUCUUGUCUACUCUUGUUUGAUCAUCGUUAUCGUAAUUUCACGGUCGCUCAUAUGCUGUCUUGCCUUCGUUCUCAUGCAACCUUUGCGCUUGUAUGGCCUAGUAGAAUCAAUAUUAACACUAUGGACUUCCGGAGAUGACCCAGACAUGACCCA